Messenger RNA from Glycine soja, 1429 nucleotides. Its product is annotated as probable carboxylesterase 13. Lineage: Eukaryota; Viridiplantae; Streptophyta; Magnoliopsida; Fabales; Fabaceae. The coding region runs from base 152 to 1165 and encodes 337 amino acids. The record is from RefSeq and is a predicted model, not a curated record. Gene Ontology annotation, molecular function: hydrolase activity. The transcript has a single exon.
GGUCCAAACAAAUUUUGCAUGAUGAAACCUUAUCGUAUUUGUGGCAGCAAGUGACCACAAAACACAAGUGGAGGAUGAUAGUCCUCGAUCAUAACAUACCUACAUUCAUAAAAUAGUUAUCUAUCUAUCUAUCUCCAUCUUCAUCACUCCCAUGGACAACGACACAAACACAACACCAACCACCACCUCAGAACCACAAAUAGCACACGAUUUUCCCGGUCUCAUCCGUGUCUUCACCGAUGGUCGCGUCCAACGCUUCACCGGAACCGACGUCGUUCCACCCUCCACCACUCCCCACAUUACAUCCAAAGACAUCACACUCCUCCACCCUCACUCCGCUACUCUCUCCGCACGCCUCUUCCUCCCAACACCACAAACCACCAGCCGCCGCAACAACAACCUCCCUCUCUUAAUCUACUUCCACGGCGGCGCCUUCUGCGCCUCCUCCCCCUUCACCGCAAACUACCACAACUACGUCGCCACAAUCGUCGCCGAAGCCAAAGUCGUCGCUGUCUCCGUUGACUACCGGCUAGCCCCGGAGCACCCUAUUCCGGCAGCGUACGAGGAUUCAUGGGCUGCACUACAGUGGGUGGCGUCACACCGUAACAAAAAUGGACAAGAGCCUUGGUUGAAUGAGCAUGCAGACUUCGGUAGGGUUUUUUUGGCUGGGGACAGUGCUGGUGCUAACAUAGUGCAUAACCUAACUAUGCUCCUUGGUGACCCUGAUUGGGACAUUGGCAUGGACAUCCUCGGAGUGUGUCUUGUCCACCCGUAUUUUUGGGGCUCAGUUCCGGUUGGAUCGGAGGAGGCAGUGGACCCGGAGAGGAAGGCAGUGGUGGACCGGCUGUGGCGGUUUGUGAGUCCGGAGAUGGCGGACAAGGAUGACCCGCGGGUUAACCCGGUGGCAGAGGGGGCACCGAGCUUGGGGUGGCUGGGGUGUAGGAGGGUGCUGGUGUGUGUGGCGGAGAAGGAUGUGCUGAGGGAUAGAGGGUGGCUUUACUAUAAUGCUUUGAGUAGGAGUGGGUGGAUGGGUGUGGUGGAAGUUGAAGAGACUCUUGGGGAGGGUCAUGCGUUUCAUCUCUAUGAUUUGGCGAGUCAUAAGGCUCAGUGUUUGAUCAAACGCUUGGCUCUUUUCUUCAACAGAGACCAGCCUCCUUCAAUUUGAUACACAUGUUUGGUCUUUCUUCUAUUCUCUCUAAAUUAUGUGGUGUGGAUCAUGCACGAUAUCAUUCAAUGAUGAUUUGUGUAAUUCGUUUUGUUUACACAAUUCGAAGAUUCAAGAUGCUCAAAAGUGACAUGUGUCAAUUAAUCAUUUCAUUAUUAGUUAAGUAGAUGACUGAUGGUGAACUAGAUAAACAAUUGUCACGUCACAAAGACAAGAAAUGGAUUAAUAUUUUGAUUUAUCCGAUAAAAGGUACUUCCAUAGUAA